This is a messenger RNA of Micropterus dolomieu (smallmouth bass), 4761 nucleotides long. RefSeq names its product elastin microfibril interfacer 1a (gene emilin1a). The record is from RefSeq and is a predicted model, not a curated record. Gene Ontology annotation, molecular function: protein binding. Lineage: Eukaryota; Metazoa; Chordata; Actinopteri; Centrarchiformes; Centrarchidae. Bases 197 to 3289 code for a protein of 1030 amino acids. The transcript is spliced from 12 exons.
ACACUCGCUUCAGUCGCAGUUUACCAUCUGAAAUGCACUUGACUGGUCUGUGAGGGGUUUGUGGGUGUUCCUCAUCCUGUGAAGUCAUGGCUCUCCAUCUUCGUUUACUGACAGCGCGUCACUGAAGACUGCAAGUAGUUUUCUAGGAUUAACUUCGGAACUAAAUGACAUUUAUUUCGUUUAACCCACACUGGACAUGAGGAUGGAGACGGUGUUUUACCUGCUUGCCUUCAUGUUGGCCCGGGUUAGUUGGGGUCUUGGAUAUGCGGAGUCCAGUAUUCAGACGGGACAGAGAGCAGCUAGCAGACACAGGAACUGGUGUGCUUAUGUGGUGACACGCACUGUUAGCUGUGUGAUGGAGGAUGGGGUGGAGACGUACAUCAAACCAGACUAUCAGCGCUGUACCUGGGGCCAAUGUCCUAGAGUUGCCUACCGGACAUACAGGAGGCCAAGGUAUAAGGUGGCUUACAAGAUGGUGACCGAAAUGGAGUGGAAGUGUUGCCAUGGUUACUCUGGGGAAGACUGCCACAAUGGGCCAAAGGUAACCAUUGACACUCAGGACAACGGAGGGCAAACCCAUGUCACAGAGACAGGCUACAACACAGGCGGCGGUCAGAGAGGGGAAGGUAGAGAUGGUGACACUGAGAAGAUCAGACAGCUGGAGGAAACGAUCCAUGGUCUGACCAAAAACCUCCACAACAUGCAGACCACCAUUCAUGACAUAAACCUGAGGCUGCCUGGCCUGAAUGGGGCCAUUGUCCCUGCUGAUUCAGCUCAACCACACAUGAAGGAAACCAUCAACACCAUCCAGACCAAGCUGGACCAUCUCUACAACAGGACACAGAUCCUGCUCAACAACAACAACAACCACCCGAAGAAGGGAGGUAGCAAUGAAGUGGAUGAAGGGGGACCUGGGGAAAAGCAGCUGAACACUCUGAAGGAGAAGAUACUGACGGAGCUGGAGGAAAGUGUGUCUUUGUCCUGCUCUGCCUGCCAGGCUGGUGUGGAGGACCUGAGGCGCCAGCAGCAAGAGGACCGGGAACGGAUCCAAGCCCUGGAGAAGCUGAUCAGCUCCAUGGACCAGCACCUGAGGCAGAGCUUGGACAUCUCCCACAGUGAAACCGUGCGCUCCCAGGCCUGCUGCAACACAGUCACUGAGCUGGGGGAGAGGUUGUCUGAUCUAGAGGUCCGUAUCAUCUCCACAGCUAACAAGUGUGACACUAUUAAAGGGCAGCUGGAUAAAGAGCUUGCUGGGACAGGUGGAGCAAAGGGAAGAGUGACAGAGGACAGGUUGAAUGGCAGACUGAGAGACUUGGAGAAGAGGCUGAAUAACACAGUGAGGAAGGCAGAGCAGAGGUGUACCAACACCGGGAACAACAUGAAGGACAACGUCCAAAGAGACAUCACACAGCUGCGCAACAUGGUCCUCAGUAGUCUGGAUGACCAUAGCUAUAAGAUCGGCAAGAUAGAGCUGGAUGUGGCUGUUUUAGGAGAUACAGUCACUGACCACAGUCGGCGUUUAAGUCAGGUGGAGAACAUUACAACCUUCCUGGACAGAAGGCUAACAUUGACUACAAAAAUGUGUAAUGAGUCCUGUGGGCCUAACGGAAAAGGCCGUAAGACUGAUGACACUGUGAAAACCUUAGAGUGGAGAGUUGUGGCCAACCAAGACGAGAUCCAGAAGUUUAACACCAGGUUAAAUGAUUUGUCUGUGACAGGGGACUCGCUGUUUGACACAGUGAUCAACUUAGCAGACAAGGUCAAAAAGAUAACAGAUGUGACGGGGGAGAACGGCGAGCAUUUCAACCGGAUUGUGACAGAGGUUGAAACGUUGGGCCGUGUAUUUGAGGACUGUUCUAUUUGCAGCAGGAUAGAGGAGGACUUCCGCUUGCUCACCAACACCACCAAGAACGGCCUCAGCAAGUGUGAGGCAGAGCUAACAGAUCUGUGGAGAAAGGUGAACUCAGGAGAAUCUGUCUGCUCUCAGGUGUGCUCCAAUCUUCAGGAGGAGGUGGGACGACUCAAAGAGGAAGUGGAGGAGUGUACUGGGCAGUGUAAAAUCAACAUAAAUGAUCUGAAGAAACGCCUGGACAGUCAUAGUGGCCAUAGGGAUAGAUUAGGAGGGGAUCUAAAGUCCAUCCAAGGAGAGCUUGCCGGGGUCAUGGUCACGUUUAACUCCAUCAAUAACACUCUGAAGGGCCUGGGAAGGACUGUACAGACGCAUGGGAACACAUUGACUGAUCUGACCAACACCAAGGACAACAUCAUCUCUGAGAUGGACAAUUUGCAGAAGGAGCUGACGGACCACGUUGAUGACUCCAAGAUUCGAUUUGGCAGUCUGGGUAAAGAGAUCCAAAUAAUAAGGAGCAACUAUGUGACGGAGGUGGGCGAGUGCCAGCGGUCCAGCGACGGCCUGGACCGAAGACUGUCCAAGCUGGAGGGUGUGUGCGGACGCUUUGACUCUUUUUCGGAGAGCCUGGAGAGGAUCAAGGAGGGCCUGAACCGACAUGUGUCGGGGCUGUGGAGCUGUGUUAAUGGACUCAAUGUGACGGUAACGUCUCAAGGAGAUCUUAUAGACACAAUUCAGAAAGUCCAUCUGGAGAACGUCCACUCCAACAUACACAGACUGAACUCCUCAGUGGUGGAGUUGGUCAAGGAGUUCCACAGCUUCGUAGAGCAGGACUUCACGGGUCCACCUGGUCUGCCAGGCCCCCGUGGAGAGAGAGGCGAGCGUGGACUUCAGGGUCCUGAGGGACCCCAAGGGAGGGUGGGACUCCCAGGCAGAGAGGGCAAGCAGGGAGUAGCUGGACCCCCAGGUCUCAGAGGUGAACAGGGUCCUGCAGGGUCUGAUGCCCACGUGCCACGCCUUUCUUUCUCUGCUGCACUGACUCGCCCGAUGAGAAGCGCAGGAACCAUAGUGUUCAACGAGGUCUUGGUCAAUGAAAAUAACGUCUACGAUGCCAAAACAGGUUUUUUCACAGCUCCCGUGAGUGGAAAGUACUUCUUCAGCGGCAUUCUUACGGGCCAUAAGAACAUGAAGAUCGAGGCUGUGUUGUCCAAGUCCAACACAGGUGUGGCCCGAGUAGACUCGGCUGGAUAUCAGCCUGAAGCCCUGGAGAAGCCAAUGGCGGAGGACAAACACAUCCCUGGAGCUCUUGGUGUCUUCAACAUCAUCUUGCCUAUGGAGGCAGGGGACACAGUCUGCAUCGACCUCGUCACUGGCAAACUGGCCUACUCCUCUGAACCCUUGACCAUCUUCAGUGGGAUGCUGCUGUAUGAGACCAUCUGAUUGGUUGUAGUUUCUUUGUAAUUAGUCUCUCUGGGUGAAACGUUCAGCAUGAGAGCAUCUAAUUUGUCUGCUGGACUGAUUGAGAGACAGAGCCACUGACUGAAGUGUCAAAGAGACCGAAAUAACUGGACUUCAGCAAGGAUAAAAAUACUUCAUAUUUUACUUAAUGUGCUAAGAAGGAAGGAACAAAAACUUUUAAACUACAGUAUUUUUUUUAUGUUUCACAGCUUUAAGGAAAACAAUUUAUGCAAAGAUCAGUUGUGUUUUUUAUUGUUUCCCUCAGAAAAAAGCAACUGUAGGGUUAUCUCAUAAUUUCAUACUUCAUGCUGUGCUAUAUACUUGAAAUCUUUACUGAUUAUACAGACAUAGACUUCAGGUCUCACUUGUGUUAAUGAAAGGAAAUUUGGUAAGAUGACAAAAGAUUAAGGAUGUGGGUUUUUUGUGUGUAACCCACCCACAGCAUAUCAAAUGUUCAGGGGUUAGUGCUUCUAAUGUAGUUUCUUUUCUUCAUACUCACAGUUUCAUUUUGACCACAAGCAAAUUCCCAGAAACAUUAUUCUGAAUACCGAUUGUCUUGGAUGCAUGAGUGAUUUGGGCGGAGGGACACGGUCCAAACCACUAUUUUAAAGAAGGAAAUGCACAAAUGAAGUCACUGACAGUUCAGUCGAGAAACCACAGGAUUUUAUAAAUCAUACAGGAGCAAAACAAUAAGACCAUUUUAGGACAUUAGCUAUGCCCAGAAACAGGAGGGGAGGGAGAGGGUGGCCAGGGGGAAGAAUGGGGAUUUUCUUCCUCUGUCCUAAUAAGGGCCAUCUAAACGUGGUGGAGGAUCAAGUAUUUAAAGUUAUGAAGCUGUUACUAUCAUCUAUCUUACAGUGGAAUUUUUAUGUAAAGCUAACAAUAACAAAUAACAAAGCUCCACAAUACAGUAUGUCUCUUGGCUACAAAUCUCUUUCAUGAAUACACACACUUCCUGACUUUAGAAGUCGAAUUAAAAUGUCUCCAGAAGAACAUAUGUGCAUGAUAUCAAGUUGUAGAUAUUCUUGAAUGGAUUUUACAAGGAACAUUGCACAUGCUGAGACAAUAUAGCAGAUUGGGCCACACAUUGCAUUAUAUUUACAUUAUGGUGGAAGUGAUACAUUCAUUAAUAUAAACAUAUCAGGGUUUGCUCACAAUGCAUAUUUUGUUCACAAUUCUUUUCCUAAAUGUUCAGUGUGGGAGUGUUAUUUUACAUGUUGGUAUGCAUUGUAAAACCUUGAAAGAAUGUACAUAAUUGUCAGCGUUUUGCCCUUGUAAGAUUUUCUAUGAGUUACCACUUGCCAGGUACUGUAUAUGUUUUUUAUGUUUUUGCCACAUGCGUGACUCAAAUACAGAUACCCAUUUUUACACAGCCUAUGUCAACAGUCUCACUUUUAUCUUGAUUGUGUUCCUUUAUUAAAUGAGCGAAUACGUGCCCUUUUUUACACACUGUU